Messenger RNA from Cucumis melo (muskmelon), 2720 nucleotides. Its product is annotated as probable cyclic nucleotide-gated ion channel 14. The record is from RefSeq and is a predicted model, not a curated record. Gene Ontology annotation, biological process: transmembrane transport; monoatomic ion transport. The coding region runs from base 348 to 2465 and encodes 705 amino acids. Lineage: Eukaryota; Viridiplantae; Streptophyta; Magnoliopsida; Cucurbitales; Cucurbitaceae. Gene Ontology annotation, molecular function: monoatomic ion channel activity. Gene Ontology annotation, cellular component: membrane. The transcript is spliced from 7 exons.
GGAUUUCAAUCCAAUUCAUUACUCCAUUUUUUCUUCUUCUUUAUGCUUUACACGUUUUUCAAUGUCUUCCUUCACUCAACUUAUUAUUUUAUUCAUAAUAAUUUAACCCCAAAUCAAAUCUCACCAUCUUCUUCUUCUUCUUCUUCUUCUUCUUCUUCUUCUUCUUCCGCCAUUUUUACCCUUUUUCCUCUGCCAGCUCUUUUCAGUGCUAAGUCAACCAUAUACGACCAUCCCCCCAUCAUUAUUUCUCUUUCCGCCUAUUGCGGGAUACUUUUUUCUUCCAAUGUGAAUCUUCCCCACUUCUCUUCUUUCAUCAAAUCGCUUCAUGGAUUAAUUCGUUUCUCUUCAUGGAACACAACAAACCCAAAUUCGUCAGGUUUUAUUCCAAUCUGGAGAAAAACGAUGGGAAUAAGAAGAAGGGUAUUGAGUUCCCGUUACCUAUUUUCAAAAUGGGGACGAAAUUAGAGAGUGAAAGUAAAGUUGAUUCUUCGCAAGAACAGAAGAAUAAGAGGAUACUUAACCCUGAAAGUGAAAGGAUUUUGAGAUGGAAUAGGGUUUUUUUGUUCUCUUGUUUGACUGCUCUUUUUGUAGAUCCCUUGUUCUUCUACCUUCCUUCAGUGAUUCAUCAUAACAGGUCAUCUUGUAUGACUACUGAUUUCAAUUUGGGAAUUGUUGUGACUGUUUUUCGUACUUUUGCCGAUGUCUUUUAUCUGUUGCAUAUGAUUUUGAAGUUUCGCAUUGCUUAUGUAUCACCAACUUCAAGAGUUUUUGGCAAAGGUGAACUUGUUACUGAUCCUAAGAAGAUUGCUGAACGCUAUUUGAAGUCUGAUUUCUGUAUAGAUCUCAUUGCUUCUCUGCCUCUUCCUCAGAUUAUGAUAUGGUUUAUCAUGCCAGCAAUUAGAAGCUCUCAUGCAGACCAUACAAAUAAUACUCUUGUAUUAAUCGUCCUGCUUCAGUAUAUUCCAAGAUUUUACCUGAUUUUCCCAUUAAGUUCCCACAUUAUCAAAACUACUGGUGUUGUCACAAAAACUGCUUGGGCUGGAGCUGCAUAUAACCUCAUAUUGUAUAUGCUAGCUAGUCAUAUCUUAGGAGCAGCAUGGUAUUUACUAUCUGUGGAGCGCCAUGCCAUGUGCUGGAAGUUCACCUGCAGGAGGGAAUUCAGUCCUAUGAAAUGCCUUCUUGACUAUCUGGAUUGUGGUACUUUAAAUGAUGUAGACCGCAGGAUAUGGGAAGUGAAUACUACUGUAUUUAGCCAAUGUUCUCCAGAUGAAGACGUCGUUUUCAAUUACGGGAUAUUUGCGGAUGCGAUCACUAAAAAUGUCAUCUCCUCCCGGUUCCUUCAGAAGUACUUCUAUUGUUUAUGGUGGGGCUUACAGAACUUGAGUUCCUAUGGUCAGAGUUUGGAAACAAGCAUCUACAUAGGAGAGACUUUAUUUGCUAUCCUCAUUGCUAUAAUGGGUUUGGUCUUGUUUGCGCAUUUGAUCGGAAAUAUGCAGACCUAUUUGCAAUCCAUCACUGUGAGACUGGAGGAAUGGAGGGUGAAGCGUCGAGACACCGAGGAAUGGAUGAAACAUCGACAACUCCCUCAAGAUUUACAAGAACGUGUGAGGAGAUUUGUUCAAUACAAGUGGCUUGCAACACGAGGAGUGGACGAAGAGUCGAUCUUACAAGGCCUUCCAACAGAUCUCCGUCGAGAUAUUCAGCGUCACUUGUGCCUCGACCUUGUUCGACGUGUUCCUUUCUUUGCACAAAUGGAUGAUCAACUACUUGAUGCAAUUUGCGAGCGACUGGCUUCCUCUCUAUGUACACAACGUACUUACAUUGUUCGUGAAGGAGAUCCUGUUACUGAGAUGCUCUUUAUCAUUCGAGGGAUGCUCGAGAGUUCCACUACGGAUGGUGGACGAUCGGGUUUUUUCAAUUCCAUAACCUUAAGACCUGGUGAUUUUUGCGGUGAAGAGCUUCUCGCUUGGGCAUUGCUACCAAAAUCAUCUAUCAGCUUACCAUCUUCUACUAGAACUGUUCGAGCAAUCACCGAAGUGGAAGCCUUUGCUCUACGUGCAGAGGAUCUCAAAUUCGUUGCUAACCAGUUUCGACGACUUCAUAGCAAGAAGCUUCAGCACACCUUCCGGUUUUACUCUUAUCACUGGAGAACUUGGGCAGCAUGCUUCAUUCAGGCAGCAUGGCGUCGCUUCAAAAGAAGAGUCAUAGCGAAGUCUCUCAGCUUACAGGAGUCUUUCUCGUUGACUCCAGAGAAGCCAGUGGCCGAUGAAGCUGAACAAGGAGAGGAAGGACAUAAUACUCCGCGCUCAAGUUACUCUCAAGCAAAACAAAACCUUGGUGUCACCAUAUUGGCUUCAAGGUUUGCUGCAAACACACGUAGAGGAGCACAAAAGCUCAAGGACGUUAACUUAUCCAAACUUCGAAAGCCUGAUGAGCCUGACUUUUCUGAAGAACCAGAUGAUUAACUUGUUGAAACAAAAAAGAAAAACAAAAAAAAAAAAACCCAUUCAAGAACAGUCUCAUCUUUGACUGUAAUAAGAUAUUCACUUGUAUAUUAUUACCCUUUUUUUUUCACCUUUCAUUCAUUCAUUUCUAACUUUGUAUUUUUAUAUUGGAACUCAACCAAUUCCUAGAGGUCUUUCAGACAAUUUUCACUGUACUAGCUGCACUUCUACUUUAACAGAGCACCAGAAUUCAACAACAUUAAUCAAGAUAUAAGA